UUCAAACAUUAUGAUGUAUGUAAUAAAUAUAUCAGAUUCUUGUAGAAAAUAAAACUGAAACACACAUUUUGAAGAUCUCAACUUAAGUAUCUUAAGCAAUAUUCACGCGCAUACCUUCCAGCAACACAUGGGAAUUAGAUACAAGUUAAGACAUGUGCUAUAAUGAGAAAGCUAGUAUUGUUUUGUUAGAUCAAUGACCCGAAAUCUCAUAAAUAUUUGCAAGAUACUAUGUAAACUUUCAAGUUAUAAUAAGUAGAACACCGAAUAUAGGAUCUUCCAGAGAAGAAAAAGAGUGGAAGAUAGAAAGGAUGAGAGAGCGACACGAGUAAACCCCACUACCAUUUGUCCCAUACCAUCUCUCUCUCUCUCUCUCUCUCUCCAUCUCUCUUUUGAUAAAUGGGUUUUGCGGUUUGGCUUGACAUCAACGCUAACAGCCAGACUGACUCCACCAUACAUACACCCAAAAGAAAAAGCAAAUAAAAAGUAAACAUUUUGGAUGAAUAAAAGCAUAAAAUAUAAGAAAAUUUCGAUAUAAAAUCAUUAUCAGCUACCCUUUUGACAAACAAAAAAAAAGAUAUACAAAAGUUUAACACUUUUAUUUGUUGGUAAAAGAAAAAGAAACCCUAUUUGAAGUUGACAAAUAAACAAGAAAGUAAAACCGAUUUUCAAUGGUUUGCCCACUUUCAUAUGCUUCGCUUUAUUCUAUCCCACAUUAUUGUGGCGGGUUGUUCCUCUAAUUUAUGUGAAGCAAAGUGUAACUCAAUUGAUAUUUCUAUGGAGAAAAAAAAAACAGAUUCGCAACUAAAAAUAAACUCAUGCUAUUUCAUUAAAAUUUUAAAUACCAGCUUUCUAAAUUUGCCAACAUUGUCGUAUACAGUAUAAUCUAUUAAUAAAUAUCAUCAGAGUGUAUGCAUUUGCAAUCUUAUGUAAAGUAUAAAGAAGAAAUUGGAAUAAAAUAAAGAGAUCUCUAAAAUAAACCUGUAAGUUUCUUUAGCUGUAAGUCACGAGUCACGACCACUGAAGAUGGAAGAAACGCGUGUACCCAACCUCAUUGGUCAGUUUUUAGACAGACAUCAACGAGUGACUACAGUCUCAUUAUGACACAGUUUGUUAAACUCCAUUCACUUCAAAAAGUCUCCAUUGAUCAUUAAAAAUUGCUAAAAAACCCAUCUCCACUCUCUUUCUCAUUUGAUCAUAUACUCUCUCGAGUAUUGCCUCUCUGUUUUACUCUCUCUCUCUCUGCCCAUUCAUGGAAGACGGAGAUUCUAACCAAGAACAUCCCCAACCGCUCCCCACAAACCACGACGCUUCCUCCCCCAAGAAGCCAUCCACUUCCUCCAUCGUCGUUGACAGGCUAAAACGCGAUGAAUGGAGCGAAGGAGCCGUGUCGAGUCUCCUCGAAGCCUACGAGACGAAAUGGGCACUCAGGAACAGAGCCAAGCUCAAGGGCCAAGACUGGGAAGACGUGGCUAGACACGUGUCUUCACGCGCUAGCCACACCAAGUCCCCCAAGACUCAGACGCAGUGCAAGAACAAGAUCGAGUCCAUGAAGAAACGGUACCGUUCUGAGUCCGCCACUGCUGAAGGAUCCUCUUGGCCUCUUUACUCUCGUCUUGAUCAUCUCCUCCGUGGAAAUGCUUCCACCUCUGUCCACCCUCAGCCUCAGCCUCAGCCUCAGGCUGUUUUGCCUCUGAAUUGCUCUGCUCCUUUGCUCUUACUCGAACCUCCGUUGGCGGCGGUGACUCAUCCGCCGCAGCAACCUCCUGCUGCUCAGAUGUCUCACGGAUCCAACGGUGUCGGCACGAUUAAGGAGGAAGGAUUCAAGGACGAUCACAAACCUGAGAGAGCCACGGAGAUGGAUACAGAUAGUAGUACGCCAGUGCUCUGCAGAGAGAAAGCGAAGGUGAGGCCGAAGAAAGUAAGGAGAAGGUACAAGGAAGAGAAGGAGGAGAUAGCAGGAAGCAUACGGUGGUUAGCGGAGGUGGUGAUGAGAACGGAGAGAGCGAGGAUGGAGACGAUGAAAGAGAUAGAGAGGAUGAGAGCUGAAGCAGAGGUGAAGAGAGGAGAGAUGGAUUUGAAACGAACGGAGAUAAUGGCCAACACUCAGAUAGAGAUUGCUAGGCUCUUUGCAGCUUCUGUACACAAAGGUGGUGUUGAUUCUUCACUAAGGAUUGGAAGAAACUGAGAAAUUUUUAUUAUUGUUCACUGAGGAUGAAUGGUUACGCCUUCAAAUGUAUGGUUAAAUAAUAAUAAAUGUGAUCAUUCUAGCUUAUAGAGAUGCCAUUACCGUCUCAGAUUGAUUGGCAUUUGAUUAA
This is a messenger RNA of Brassica rapa (field mustard), 2315 nucleotides long. Its product is annotated as trihelix transcription factor ASIL1. The record is from RefSeq and is a predicted model, not a curated record. Lineage: Eukaryota; Viridiplantae; Streptophyta; Magnoliopsida; Brassicales; Brassicaceae.